AUGUCUUUGGUUCCGUUGAGAGAUGAUCUGGUUCCUUUCUUGAAAUCAUACCUUCCUUCGAAUGAGGAACAAAGACCAGGUCUAAAACCAUUUGUUACUUUAACAUAUGCACAAUCGAUGGACUCGCGAAUAUCAAAGGGUAAGGGAGUUCGAACAGUGAUUUCACACUUGGAAACUAAAACCAUGACCCAUUACUUGCGUUUCCAUCACGAUGGAAUUCUUAUUGGCGUUGGCACAGCACUGGCCGAUGAUCCUGGGCUGAACUGCAAAUGGAGCCCAGUAGACAAGAUCGCUGACAUGCAGUGUUCUCCACGGCCAAUUAUCUUAGAUCCACAAUGCAAAUGGCGGUACGAAGGAUCCAAAUUGCAAGAAUUGGCCGCUCAGAAUCUAGGGAAACCACCAGUUGUUGUCGUAAACAAGUUACCGGCAUGGACUACUAAAGCGAAAGCAGUUACGUACGUAGAGGCACCAGUUGGUCCAGAUGGAAAAUUCGAUUGGCUUCCUUUGUUUCUGCUGCUCAAAAGACAAUUUCAACUCAAUUCGAUAAUGGUAGAGGGUGGAGCUGUGGUCAUAAACGAGCUGCUUUCCAGACCAGACAUUGUGGACAGUAUAAUUGUCACCAUAGGAGCAAAGUAUCUAGGGAUACAAGGAGUGGAAGUGAGUCCACCAGCGGGUGAAAUAGAGAUGGAUGAUGUAGCUUGGUGGAAGGGCUCCAAAGACGCAGUCGUUGCUGCCAGGUUACACAGGACAUAG
Lachancea lanzarotensis is the source of this 753-nucleotide messenger RNA. RefSeq names its product LALA0S10e05314g1_1 (gene RIB7). Gene Ontology annotation, molecular function: 5-amino-6-(5-phosphoribosylamino)uracil reductase activity. Gene Ontology annotation, biological process: riboflavin biosynthetic process. The record is from RefSeq and is a predicted model, not a curated record. Bases 1 to 753 code for a protein of 250 amino acids. NCBI's taxonomy places the organism in Eukaryota, Fungi, Ascomycota, Saccharomycetes, Saccharomycetales, Saccharomycetaceae. The transcript has a single exon.